Molecule: messenger RNA, 1658 nt
Organism: Bicyclus anynana (squinting bush brown)
Lineage: Eukaryota; Metazoa; Arthropoda; Insecta; Lepidoptera; Nymphalidae
Product: UDP-glucosyltransferase 2
Molecular function (GO): UDP-glycosyltransferase activity
Source: RefSeq, a predicted model, not a curated record
CGACUUCAAAAAAGGAGGAGAUUCUCAAUUCGACGCAAAAUGUGGCAACCAGUGCUAUUUGUAUUAGCAAUUCUUAGUGCAGUUUGUAUGUCAGAAGCCUAUAGAAUUUUACUUACAGUAGCGACCCCCAGUAAAAGCCACGGCAUUUUGGCUGAAGGACUCAUUAGGCAUUUAACCGAAGCUGGCCAUGAGAUUACGUACAUAUUCUGCAUUCCACCAGAGAAGCCUUUGCCAGGUGUAAAACUAAUCGAUGUUAGUGACAACAUGGUCCUUCCAGUCAAUAUAAUAAACCUGAAGAAUAUAUUGGACAAAACAUCUGAUUUAAGUGAAGCGACUGGGUUUGUCCCAUUAAUUUUAGAACAAUCCAAACGUACCAUAGAGCAUCCAAAUGUUCAAAAACUGAUUAAAGAUACAAGCCAACAGUUCGACGUCGUUAUUAUGGAGUUUUUGUAUAAUACUUUAUACGCUGGGUUUUCGGGACUUUACGACUGCCCCCUUAUCUGGUUCUCCCCAACGAACCCCUGUUCCAGUUUAUUUGAGCUAAUAGACGAGCCAACCAACCCUGCAUAUAGUGUCGGGAUAUGGUCAACCAACGUUCCACCCAUGAGCUUCACACAACGAUUUGAAGAGUUGAUCAGUUAUUUGAACAACAAACUUAUACGAAUAUUCUGGUCAUCAAGAUUCGACAAUGAGGAAUACGAGAAACAUUUUGCACCGCUAAUACGCGAGAGAAGAAACAUCGCACCUUCAUUUGAAACUUUAGCGUACAACGGAUCUCUAGUCCUGAGCAACUCACACCCGUCUAUGAGUGGGGCUGUGAGAGCGCCUCAGAACUUUAUAUCUAUCGGAGGGUUUCAUAUUGACCGGAAUGUUAAACCAUUAACACAGGAAUUCCAAAAACUUAUGGAUGACGCAAAGUACGGCGUCAUCUACUUCAGUAUGGGUUCCAAUUUUAGAAGCAAGGAUUUGCCGAGCGAAAUAAAAAGAGACUUGUUGAAUAUGUUCGGAAAACUGAAGCAAACAGUUGUAUGGAAGUUCGAAGAGGAUUUGCCAGACCGACCCAGCAAUGUUCACAUUGUACCGUGGGCUCCACAACAAAGUAUAUUAGCACAUAAGAACUGUAUCAUAUUCAUCACUCACGGUGGUCUCCUGUCAACAACUGAAACAAUACAUUAUGGUGUGCCCAUCAUAGGGGUACCAGUGUUUUAUGAUCAGUUCGUAAACGUUGGAAGAGCCGUCAGUAUGGGUUUCGCGAAGAGAGUCGAUUUGACCUACGAGUUUGCCAAAGAUCUGGAGUUAGCGAUCCAGGAUAUACUUGGUAACCCUAAAUACACCACAAAAGUGCACGAAUUAUCAGAAAUAUACCACGACAGGACAGUUCCUCCAGGAAAAGAGUUGGUCCACUGGGUAGAACACGUCAUCAAAACGCGAGGCGCACCGCAUUUACGCUCUCCUGGGUUUAUGAUACCCUGGUAUCAGAAGUUGUAUCUAGAUCUUGUCCUGGUCGUAUUAAUAAUAGUUUUAUUAUUAAAGUAUACUUUCGGGCUUUUGUUAUAUAAACUUAAAAAGACUAAUUCGGUAAGAAGUCGAAAAGAGAAAAAUAAAUGACACUAAACGGUUGCCAUAAUUUAGUAAUUAUUAAAUAAAAAAAUAAACAA